Messenger RNA from Ictalurus furcatus (blue catfish), 1864 nucleotides. It is a transcript of the gene bysl, whose product is annotated as bystin-like. Gene Ontology annotation, biological process: rRNA processing. The transcript has 7 exons. Gene Ontology annotation, molecular function: snoRNA binding. Gene Ontology annotation, cellular component: nucleolus; cytoplasm; preribosome, small subunit precursor. The record is from RefSeq and is a predicted model, not a curated record. NCBI's taxonomy places the organism in Eukaryota, Metazoa, Chordata, Actinopteri, Siluriformes, Ictaluridae. Bases 256 to 1569 code for a protein of 437 amino acids.
UUCGUUAAUAAUAUUUCAGUGCAGUGUUUGAGUUUGAUGUCUAAAGAUGUAAGAACUAUGACAAAUGUAAACAGAAACAGCGCGCGCGUGCGUGCACGAGUGAGGCGAUCUGCGCAUGCGCGUUCGCCAUUUGCUCCGAGGUGAAAACCCACGUGUUUGUGUUGGGACGGUGAAGGCACUCCGCGCUGUGUUUACCGUGUGGUUUUGGGAGGAUUUUGAAGCAGUUCGCGGUGUGGACGGUGAGGUUUAACGGUGAUGCCGAAGGUGAAGCGGGGUAAAGCGGAGCGGACCCCGGGUCCUGUCCCUGUCCCUCUGGCGGAUCAGAUCCUGCAGGGAGACACAGCUCUCCGCUCCACACACAGAGAGAAGAAGCGCAGAGAGGAAGCUCAGGAGGAGGAGGAGGAGUAUGUGGACGAGAAGCUGUCCCGCAAAAUCCUGCAGCAGGCCCGCAUUCAGCAGGAGGAGCUGCAGGGGGAGUACGGCCUGGGUCCCGAGCUGGACAACAAGAAGAAUAAAAAACAGCCUUCUGCACUGCUGGGUCCGAGCAGUAAGGAUGCCGAGUCGGACGAGGAGUGGCCCGAGCUGGGAGCGGAGCAGGGAGAAGGUGGUACAGAUGUGGACAUUGAUCCGGAGGAUGAAAAGGCCAUCCAGAUGUUCAUGAACAAGAACCCACCUGUCAGGCGUACUUUAGCUGACAUCAUCAUGGAGAAGAUCACAGAGAAGCAGACGGAGGUGGGUACGGUGAUGUCGGAGGUUUCGGGGCGGCCCAUGCCUCAGCUCGACCCCCGGGUUAUAGAGGUGUACAGGGGAGUCAGUAAGGUUCUGUGUAAGUACCGCAGUGGGAAACUGCCCAAAGCGUUUAAGAUCAUCCCAGCACUGUCCAACUGGGAGCAGGUCCUCUACCUCACCGAGCCUGAGACGUGGAGCGCCGCGGCGAUGUACCAGGCCACACGGAUUUUUGCAUCAAAUCUGAAGGAGCGAAUGGCUCAGCGCUUCUAUAACCUCGUGCUGCUGCCGCGGAUCAGAGAUGACAUCGCAGAGUACAAGAAGCUGAACUUCCACCUGUACAGUGCUCUGAAGAAAGCUCUGUUUAAACCUGGGGCCUGGUUUAAAGGAAUCCUGAUCCCGCUGUGUGAGUCAGGAACCUGCACUCUGAGGGAGGCCAUCAUCAUCGGCAGCAUCCUCACCAAGUGCUCUAUACCUGUACUGCACUCCAGCGCCGCCAUGCUGAAACUGGCUGAAAUGGAGUACAACGGAGCAAACAGUAUUUUCCUUCGCCUGCUGCUGGAUAAGAAGUAUGCGCUGCCAUUCCGUGUGCUGGACGCACUGAUCGCUCACUUCCUGUUGUUCCGGACAGAGCAGCGCGUUCUUCCUGUGCUGUGGCAUCAGAGUCUGCUCACGCUGGUGCAGCGCUACAAGGCCGACCUGGCCUCCGAACAGAAGGGGGCGCUGCUGGAGCUGCUGAAGGUCCAGACACACGUGCAGAUAUCGGCUGAAAUCAGGCGUGAGCUUCAGAACGCGGAGGCACGAGACCAGGAGGACGCCACACCUGCCAUGACGAUGGACUGAAAAACAUAGGACUCUCAAAUUAGGACUUUCGAAUAUAAACUGUACUCUCCCUGAUGGAUAGUUUAAAGGUACACUAAGCACAAAUUCCCAUUACUGCCAGGUAACAUAUUAAUAAACCUAUUUAUUACAGCGUAAUGUGUAAAAAUUGUGACGGAAAAUGAGAAGUCACACUAUUCAGGACAGAAACAGAAGCAUGUCUGUUUUCCAGCGCAGGUGAAACAUUGCUGAGUGUACCUUUUAAUUCAACAGCUUUUUGGAAUAUCUUUAUCAAGUAAAAUGUAAAAAAAAAAAAAAA